AUGGCUGUAGCAGCAGCGGCCAGCCCCUCUGCGCCAUCCACGGCAGCACAGGCUUCAUCUUCGAGAUAUCCACUCCCUGCGUAUCACACUCCCUUUCACUCUCCCGCAUCGCACUACGCCUACUCCUCUGCCGCUUCAUCUUCCUCCUCGUCUGCUACUCAGAGUGUAGCGGAUGUGCAAGACUCCUCAACACCUUCCGAGGUAGCCGAGCCAGAUUCCUCGUCGGGCGUCAAGAAGCCCAAGAAGCGUCGUGGACCCAUCAGCCGUGCGCGAGCUGAGACCAUUGCCGCUCGGCAAGAAGCGGCCGCAAAGGCUGCAAUCCAGCAAGAGACAGAAGCACGGCGCCAAAAGAUCAUCGAUGCCACACCUGCCCCACCCUACAAGCUGCGGGUUAGUGCAAGGGCCAGCGGCCCCCCAGAUAAACCUAUGCACGCCAGGCCGGCCGAAGAACGGCAAAGCGUCUUGCCCGAGCACUACUGGUCUCACUUGCCUGACCCGGCUGUGUGGCACCGGUCUACGCUCAACAAAGACAGGCCUGGUUUCUUGGGGAGACACAGGUACUUUCUCUCCAAUCGGAAGAGCGUCAAGGAGCUCGUAGACUCCAUUGGCUUGGAGGAUAUCUCGCAGCAAAACGGCGGAGAAAAGGUCACCGUGGUGGAGGCAUUUGCAGGGGCUGGAACGAUUACCUCGGAGCUUCUCAAGCGCAAGGAAGUGGGUACGGUGGUUGCUCUGGAGCAGGAGACCUCCUAUCUGCCAUGGCUCGAGGAGCUCGCGAAGGACCCGACCGUUGCAGAUGCAGAUGGGGUCGGAGCCAAGGACAAGUUGAAGGUGCUAGAUCGGACUGGCUUCAAUUGGGUGACGUACGAGAUGAUGGAUGAGCAAGGCAUGCUGUCCCAUCUCAAACCGAUAGAUCAAAAGACCACUCAUGAGGCUAUCAGCCCAGCCCCGCUAGUGUUCAUUGCACAAUUGCCCAACAGCGUCCACGGGGACCAGCUUCUGGCUCAGCUGGCAGCAGCUGCAUCUGUCGGCCAGUGGCUCUUUCAGUACGGCAAAGUGAAGCUGGUGUUCAUCUGCCCCGAGGUUGUGACUAAGCGCUUCCUUGCAACUGCGGGAGACAUGUCUCGUUCUCGUCUCGGGACAGUGGUGUCAAUCCUUCACGAAGCCAAAGUUUUGCUCUCUCACGAAGCUCACUUUCUACCUCAGCCAAACCACGUCUUUCCUCCGAACCUUGGUCCUGGAAAGAGAACGCUAGCAGUGACUGCUAUACCGAACGAACAGUAUGGGAGUGCUCAGCCCUUUGCAGACCUGUGUGCUUUUGAGCUUGUGCCGCGGGAUACGCGCAUUCUAGCUUGGAGAAAGGCUAGAGGCAUCAAAGAGGAUGCAGAGGACAUUGCAGCAGCUCGACUCUCACAAGACGUGCCGGGUCUAAUGGGUGACGAGUACGAGUCCCUCGAAUAUCUACUGCGCAAUCUUUUCGUGUCUCGCACGCGAGACCUCCAGUCCACCCUGGAGAAGACCUACCCCGGCUCAUCGUCCAUCCUCAAGAAACUCACUCCCGAGGCUGUAGAGGCGGCUGCGGCUCGCAAUGGCUCCAAGCUAGUCCCGGUAGCCGGUGAAAUGCGCGUCAAUGAUCUGACCAAUGAUCAAUGGGUCUCUCUUGCCCAGAUCUUCGAGCGAUGGCCCUUCAGACCACCUCACCUCUUCGAGCGAGCGAAUCAAGGAGCAGUCCUCACAGAGAGGGAAAAAUUCAAAUAUAAAUCAAAGGCCAAGGUGGACACUGCUGCGACUAUGGGUCUAGAAGACGACGAAGCGGAGUAG
Microstroma glucosiphilum is the source of this 1818-nucleotide messenger RNA. RefSeq names its product S-adenosyl-L-methionine-dependent methyltransferase. Bases 1 to 1818 code for a protein of 605 amino acids. The transcript is spliced from 2 exons. Gene Ontology annotation, biological process: rRNA methylation. Gene Ontology annotation, molecular function: rRNA (adenine-N6,N6-)-dimethyltransferase activity. The record is from RefSeq and is a predicted model, not a curated record. NCBI's taxonomy places the organism in Eukaryota, Fungi, Basidiomycota, Exobasidiomycetes, Microstromatales, Microstromataceae. Gene Ontology annotation, cellular component: mitochondrial matrix.